Messenger RNA from Cataglyphis hispanica, 863 nucleotides. RefSeq names its product gametocyte-specific factor 1-like. The transcript is spliced from 3 exons. Bases 146 to 700 code for a protein of 184 amino acids. The record is from RefSeq and is a predicted model, not a curated record. Lineage: Eukaryota; Metazoa; Arthropoda; Insecta; Hymenoptera; Formicidae.
CAGAUUAUAGCCACUACUAAUACAAUUUUUCGACGAUAGACCAAAAAGCAUUUAGAACUUAAUAUAAUAUUUACCUCAUUUAUUAUAUUAAGAGUAGAGUAUUUUCUUUUAAUAGCUAUACAUACUGAUCUAUACGCGUCAGAAAAUGUAUAAUUCUGAUAAUAGCGAUGAAGUUCUGCGAUGUCCUUACAAUAAACAUCACUUUGCACCAAAAUCGAGAUUUCAGCGGCAUCUUGUAAAAUGCGAAAAAAAUUACCCGCCAGAUUACAAGGUCAUUUGCCCGUACAAUGCAACGCAUCGCUUAAGCAAAAGCGAGAUUGGAGAACAUAUCAAUACGUGUCCUAUGAGAAACAUUGUUGAAGCAAGUUAUAUUCAAUUACCAAGUACUCAUAAUAUGAUGAAAUCAUUGGAAGAAUGUAAAUCUACACAUGAGAUUGAUAGCGAUGUGUUCUGGGAAAGUCAAGAAGAUAUUAGAAAGUUGACAAAAAUUCCUUUAAAUUCCAAAUUCAAAGACCAAACCAAUGAAUCUAUCGAUGGAAAUAUAGAGUCGUUUGAUAGCACAAUGAAUAUUGGACAAGAUAAUUCAAUACGUCACUAUCGUGAAUAUCUCAGCAAUGAAUCGAUUAGAGAUAAUGUGGAAUCAAUUGGACGAGGCAGAAUGUCUAGCAAUGCCGAGUAUCGUAGAAGAUUCAUGAUGUAAAAGAAGGAACAAACUAAAUUGUUUCUUAAAACUAACAUAAACAGAAGAAAAAUGUAAUAUAGACAUAACAAUGUGAUAGAUAAACUUGACAAAAGUAAAAUAAUAAAAAAAUAUUUUUUUAUAUUUUAUAAUAAAAUGAGAAUAAAAAUAUUUUAACUAUCUU